This is a messenger RNA of Phacochoerus africanus (Common warthog), 2337 nucleotides long. RefSeq names its product FYVE, RhoGEF and PH domain containing 2 (gene FGD2). Gene Ontology annotation, cellular component: cytoplasm. Bases 180 to 2219 code for a protein of 679 amino acids. The transcript is spliced from 17 exons. The record is from RefSeq and is a predicted model, not a curated record. Lineage: Eukaryota; Metazoa; Chordata; Mammalia; Artiodactyla; Suidae. Gene Ontology annotation, biological process: cytoskeleton organization; filopodium assembly. Gene Ontology annotation, molecular function: guanyl-nucleotide exchange factor activity; metal ion binding.
UCUGGGACCACUUCCUCUUUGCUCACUGAGGAGCAGGGAGCAGGCCUGCUGAGCCCUGGGGAGGGACUCCAGGAUGCCUUAGCCCAUCUGUGACUGCAGGUGGGGUGGCUGAGUGUGCUGGUUGGAGACUUCCCUCCCUGCUUCAGGCACCACUGAGGGCCUCCCUGGAGCCCUGCAGGAUGGAGGGGGCAAGUAAGGAGAAGCUGGCAUCUGUGUCCAGUCUGGUGACUGUGUUUGAGAACAGCAGGACCUCAGGAGCAGCACCCAGAGUACACAGGCAGGAGGCCCAGCAUCACCGCCCUGGGUGCAGGCCUCCCUCUCCUGCAGAACUGUGGGAGAGGCCCACCGUGGGGGAGGCCCUGGAGUCUGAGCCCAGGACAGUCAGCAGGAGGUACCUGAACUCCCUGAAGAACAAGCUGUCCAGUGGGGCCUGGAGAAAAUCUUGCCAGCCUGGGACCUGCCCCGGCCCAGGGACUCAGGAGCCUGAGGAGAAGAGAAUUGUCCAGGAACUGCUGGAGACCGAGCAGGCCUAUGUGGCCCGCCUCCACCUGCUAGACCAGGUGUUCUUCCAGGAGCUGCUGAAGGAGGCCCGCAGCAGCAAGGCCUUCCCCGAGGAUGUGGUCAGGCUCAUCUUCUCCAACAUCUCCUCCAUCUACCAGUUCCAUGCGCAGUUCUUUCUCCCAGAGCUGCAGCAGAGGCUGGAUGACUGGACAACCACCCCCCGCAUCGGCGACGUGAUCCAGAAGCUGGCCCCCUUCCUGAAGAUGUACAGUGAGUAUGUCAAGAACUUCGAGCGAGCCAUUGAGCUGCUGGCCACCUGGACUGACAAGUCACCGCCCUUCCAGGAGGUCAUCACCCGCAUUCAGAGCAGCGAGGCCUCGGGCAGCCUGACCCUGCAGCAUCACAUGCUGGAACCUGUGCAGAGAAUCCCACGCUAUGAGCUGCUGCUCAAGGAGUACGUCCAGAAGCUGCCAGCCCAGGCCCCAGACUUGGCUGAUGCCCAGAAAGCCCUCAACAUGAUCUUCUCAGCUGCUCAGCACUCCAACGCAGCCAUCACUGAGAUGGAGCGGCUACAGGAACUGUGGGAAGUGUACCAGCGCCUGGGCCUGGAGGACGACAUAGUGGACCCCUCCAAUACCCUCCUCCGCGAAGGCCCUGUCCUCAAAAUCUCCUUCCGCCGCAACGGCCCCAUGGAGCGCUACCUCUUCCUGUUCAACAACAUGCUGCUCUACUGUGUGCCCCGGGUCAUCCAGGUGGGCGCCCACUUCCAGGUCAGAACUCGCAUCGACGUGGCUGGAAUGAAGGUGCAGGCAGGCCCUGGGCAAGCCUCGACCAUUCUGGAUAUCACUUCCUACCUGGCCUCUGGGCUGCUGGUUCGAGAGCUGACUGACGCCGAGUUCCCCCACUCCUUCCUGGUGUCCGGGAAGCAGCGCACCCUGGAGCUGCAGGCCCGGUCCCAGGAGGAAAUGAUCUCCUGGAUGCAGGCCUGCCAAGCAGCCAUUGACCAAAUCGAGAAGCGGAAUGAAACCUUCAAGGCUGCAGCCCAGGGCCCUGAGGGAGACACCCAGGAGCAGGAGCUGCAGUCCGAGGAACUGGGCCUCCGGGCGCCGCAGUGGAUCCGAGACAAGAUGGUGACCAUGUGCAUGCGCUGCCAGGAUCCCUUCAACGCCCUGACGCGCCGGCGCCACCACUGCCGGGCCUGCGGCUACGUGGUAUGCGGCAGGUGCUCUGACUACCGGGCCGAGCUCAAGUAUGAUGACAACAGGCCCAACCGCGUCUGCUUCGACUGCUACACAUUCCUCACUGGCAACAUGAUCCCUGAGGACAAGGAGGACAAGAGGCGAGGCAUCCUGGAGAAAGGAUCUGUGAUGGGGUCCGAGCAGAGCCUAAUGUGCAGCUUCCUCCAGCUCCUUGGGGACAAGUGGGGCAAGAGUGGGCCCCGGGGCUGGUGUGUGAUCCCCCGCGACGACCCCCUGGUGCUCUAUGUCUACGCUGCCCCUCAGGACAUGCGGGCUCAUGCCUCCAUCCCCCUGUUGGGCUACCAGGUGACUGCUGGGCCCCAGGGGGACCCCCGGGUCUUCCAGCUGCAACAGUCAGGCCAGUUCUACAUCUUCAAGGCCGAAACUGAGGAGCUGAAGGGCCGCUGGGUGAAGGCCAUGGAGCGAGCGGCCAGUGGCUGGAGCCCUGGGGAGCCCAGUGACGGGGACCUCUCCGACUGAGGCACCGCUGGCCAUGCUCCCCUCGGAGCCCCUCUCCUGCCAUGGGCUGUCGCUUUGGCUGACCCACCACCCCAAGCUGAGUUUUCAAAUAACAGGUUUCUAUAUGUCUGUGCUCGAA